GCAAAUUUUUAGCUUGGCCUUGGGUACCGCGAGGUUUCGUCGUCUACUGUUUGUGUUUGACUGCUUUUAUGACUUUUUGUUUAAAACAAAUUAUUACUUACGUUUAAGCAUCCAAAAGAUUAAAUUCCAACCAUGGACGAAGCACCGAAACUUGAUUGGAUGUAUGCUGGCCCUGCUGGUCAUGUCAACACUGACGAAUACUUGACAGGUCGAGCUGUAGACAAAACAUUUGAACAGUUUAAACUUGGAGGAGCAGAACCUUUGAAUCUGGACUUACCUGCACCAACUUUACCCAGAGAGAAGUCUUCUGUACCUAGAAUUCAAGUUGAUGUGGCUCGGAAGGUUCAAGAGGAUCCACUUUUAACUAUUCGAAGACAAGAAGAAGAAAGAAGAGCCACAUUGAGGGAACAAAUGUUAAUUCAACAAAGGUUAACAUCCCACAGCAACAAAACAUCAAAUUCAAAUCAUGUAGGCAGUAAAAAUAGAACAGAGAAAAGAAAGGACUCUGACAGUUCAGAUAGUUCUGAUUUAGACUCCAAGUUAGCUUCUAAAUUGAAACAACUAAAGAAAAAGGAAAGCCUUGAUGAAAAAAUUGCUAAAAAACUUCAGAAAUUAAAGAAAAGAAGAGAUAGCACAUCUAGUUCUUCUUCUUCGGAUUCAGAUGACAAAAAUGAUCGUCAUGGGAAAAAGAGAACAUCUUAUGAUUCACGUCGUGAAAGAGAACCCGAAGAAAUGUAUCAUCACAACGAUAGACAUAGGAAAACUGAUAACUACAGAAGAUCAAGUUCAUCUCAUACGCAGAAAAAAAUUGCGUCUGAAGAUGUACGGAGAAGACCUCGUUCACGAUCCCGUUCCAGAUCGCCUAGAUCCCGUGAAGUACGUGCUAACUAUAAGGACACUCGUUCACAGCCCAGAACACUGACAGAGGGUCCUCCAGUAGCAAAUAAAAGGAGUACUGGAAUGAAGUUAAAUGAAGAAGAAUUAGAGAAACGAAGGAGGGAAAUGAUGCAACAUGCUGUUGUAAGAGAGCAAGAAAGAAAAGUCAAGGUGGACAAAUAUCGUAAGGAAGUAGAAGAUGAAGCAGGCCAACUAAACUCCGAUCGACCUAAAGAAGCUGCAUUCGUAAAAAAACAGUUGGCGACUGUAACAGCAAAUACGACCGUCGAGGCCAGGAUAAAAGCCAACGUUUUUAAUAUCCAAAGAUCUGUCAAUUCGAUGGACUCAAACUUUGCUCGUCGGUAGCUGACACCAGAAAGUUCAAUGAAAUUUGUUUAAAUAAAUAUGUUUGCGCGCCUUGCGCACCCCGUG
Daphnia pulicaria is the source of this 1308-nucleotide messenger RNA. RefSeq names its product pre-mRNA-splicing factor CWC25 homolog. The transcript is spliced from 5 exons. Gene Ontology annotation, cellular component: U2-type spliceosomal complex. The coding region runs from base 133 to 1242 and encodes 369 amino acids. The record is from RefSeq and is a predicted model, not a curated record. Lineage: Eukaryota; Metazoa; Arthropoda; Branchiopoda; Diplostraca; Daphniidae. Gene Ontology annotation, biological process: mRNA splicing, via spliceosome.